Lutra lutra (Eurasian river otter) is the source of this 397-nucleotide messenger RNA. RefSeq names its product metallothionein-1. The transcript has 3 exons. NCBI's taxonomy places the organism in Eukaryota, Metazoa, Chordata, Mammalia, Carnivora, Mustelidae. The record is from RefSeq and is a predicted model, not a curated record. Gene Ontology annotation, molecular function: metal ion binding. The coding region runs from base 72 to 257 and encodes 61 amino acids.
GUUGUUAACAGAUAGCUCCUGUGGUGUUUCCUGUCGUCUGUUUCGAGUUGUUCUUUUCUUUCCUGGAGGAGAUGGAUCCAAACUGUUCUUGCUCUAGCGGUGGCUCCUGCACGUGCGCCGGCUCCUGUAAAUGCAAGGAGUGCAAAUGCACCUCCUGCAAGAAGAGCUGCUGUUCCUGCUGCCCCGUGGGCUGUGCCAAGUGUGCCCAGGGCUGCGUAUGCAAAGGGGCGUCGGACAAGUGCAGCUGCUGUGCCUGAUCUUGGGGAGCCUGUUCCUGAUGUAAAUAGAUCCACAUGUACAAGUCUACAGUUUAAAGACUUCUUUUUCAUACUACCUGACCUGUUUGCUACAUUCCUGUUUCUAUGAAAUACAUGAGUUACAAUAAAAAGUUAAAUUU